This is a messenger RNA of Saccoglossus kowalevskii, 766 nucleotides long. Its product is annotated as dual specificity protein phosphatase 14-like. The record is from RefSeq and is a predicted model, not a curated record. Gene Ontology annotation, cellular component: cytoplasm. Gene Ontology annotation, biological process: peptidyl-tyrosine dephosphorylation. Gene Ontology annotation, molecular function: MAP kinase tyrosine/serine/threonine phosphatase activity; protein tyrosine phosphatase activity. Lineage: Eukaryota; Metazoa; Hemichordata; Enteropneusta; Harrimaniidae.
CUCAGCUUCACUUGUGCUAUUGAGUAAGACCAGUGUUGCUUCCUGCAUGUAUUGUUUUCUACCCUCUGGUACGGUUUCGAGAGUAAUGUGAUUGUUUAAAGCUGUGCGUUCACUGUUGGACUGUCAUCUUUACCCUAAAGUCAAGCUACAGUGAAUUUUAGCAGUGCAUUUGAAAAGUUAAAAAGAAGCAAGAUGUUUUCACCCUCCGUAUUUCACACUAUGUCGCCAAUAACGGAACAUCUGUAUCUGAGUAGUGGUGCUGCUGCCAGCAGUGCUAACAAUUUACAUCUGAAAGGUAUAACAUGUGUUGUGAAUGCUACCAUGACUGUUGAGAAACCACGUGGAACCCUAAGCCAUAUACGAUACAUACACAUACAUGUGGAUGAUGCACCACAUGCACAACUACAGCCUUAUUUUGACAUUGUCGCAGAUAUGAUAAAACAAGAAAAGUUACGAGGUGGAAGGACAUUAGUUCAUUGCGUCGCUGGCGUCAGCAGAUCAGCUAGUCUAUGUAUGGCGUACCUAAUGAAACAUGAGCAUCUAACAUUGAAGGAUGCACAUGAUUACAUUAAAGCGAGACGCUGUGUUAUUCGCCCAAACCUUGGGUUUUGGAGGCAGCUCGUGAACUAUGAAUAUCGGUUAUUCGGUAAAAACAGCGUUACUAUGAUUCCGUCCAAUAUAGGAUGGAUUCCCAGCAUCUAUGAGAAGGAGACUAGAAAUAUGAGGUGGUAGUCAUGACGAUUAUACCUAUUUGAUAAGGUUACUU